Triticum dicoccoides is the source of this 1253-nucleotide messenger RNA. Its product is annotated as F-box/LRR-repeat protein 14-like. Lineage: Eukaryota; Viridiplantae; Streptophyta; Magnoliopsida; Poales; Poaceae. The record is from RefSeq and is a predicted model, not a curated record. Gene Ontology annotation, molecular function: protein binding. Bases 456 to 1253 code for a protein of 265 amino acids. The transcript has a single exon. Gene Ontology annotation, cellular component: SCF ubiquitin ligase complex. Gene Ontology annotation, biological process: SCF-dependent proteasomal ubiquitin-dependent protein catabolic process.
AGCAUUGAGAUUCCCAAGUCAUGCCACGGAGAUUCUCGAUGGAGGGUCUCCCAGAGGCACUGCUUGCAGAGAUCGUCAAGAGGGUUACCAAGACAAGUGAUCGUAAUUCUCUUUCCCUCGUGUCGAAGCAGCUGUGCACCGUCGAGGCGGAGCAUAGGGAUGCUAUCCGUGUUGGCUGUGGACUCGGCCCUAGUACAGAAGCCUUGGUAUCGCUGUUCUCCCGGUUCCCCAAUUUGACGAAAGUAGAGAUCAAUUAUUCUGAAUGGAAGCCCAGUGAUGGGGGCCAGUUGAAAAACAAAGGCCUCCUUGUUCUAUCAUCUCGCUGCCUACAUCGAUGACAUUGGUCUUUAUUAUCUAGCUGAGAUCGAAAAUUUGAGGUCCCUCAGGCUGAACCACGCACCAGCAGUAACUUCUACUGGGAAUUUGAGUUUGAGAUUAAUGGAAAUUACGUUGAGAUGGGGGCCCAUGAUUCCUCCUACGUGUCUGGCUACCCAUAUAGCUAUGACAUCUGCUGUGAUAAUUUGAAGGAUCUUAGAUUGGCUCAUAUUAUAACUCAGCCAGAAAUUGGACUUCGUUUUCUCCUGGGGAAGUGCAAAGCAUUGGAGACACUUUAUUUGGAGUACGUUAUUGGUCUAAGUGAGAGUGAGAUGAUCGCACUAUUCCAGAAUUGUAGUAACCUUAAAAGCAUCUCACUUCGACUCAUCCCUCUGCACUGUGAAGAUUAUGAGUUUAGGACAGCAUUGACUGAUGUUAGCCUUAAGGCUCUAGCACUCAGCUGCCCUAUGCUUCAGGUUGUUGAGCUCACAUUCGCAUUUUGCUCUGUGCGUCGGCCAACAGAUAUAGGCUUCACACAAGAGGGUAUUGUAGCGCUCAUCCCAUCCUGUCCGAUUCGUGCUUUUGUGCUUAACGGUGCCACCAUUUUCCGUGACGAGGGGAUGAAGGGCCUCUCAUCCUCACAGUUUCUGGAGACACUCGAGCUCGUGCAUUGCAAGUCUAUAACUGAUGCUGGGAUGGAUCUCAUUGCUCAGGCUCCUUGUCUGAGUCACCUCACGCUACGUCAAUGUAGCAGCAUCACCGAUGAUGGAAUGGCUGCACUCAUACGUUCUCAUAAGUUGGAGUCACUGACGGUUAUAGGCUGCUGCCAGGUCUCUCAGGAGGGCAUUCAGGGAGCUGCCAAAACAGUUCGCUACUCGGCAGAGAUUGAAAACCUCGGCAGCUUAAAAGGAAUGCGGAUUCAGUAUAUGGAGUUUUAG